Molecule: messenger RNA, 2119 nt
Organism: Cylas formicarius (sweet potato weevil)
Lineage: Eukaryota; Metazoa; Arthropoda; Insecta; Coleoptera; Brentidae
Product: beta-1,3-galactosyltransferase 6
Exons: 3
Coding region: 991-2100 (369 amino acids)
Biological process (GO): glycosaminoglycan biosynthetic process
Cellular component (GO): membrane
Molecular function (GO): UDP-galactosyltransferase activity
Source: RefSeq, a predicted model, not a curated record
AAUAAGCGAACUCAUAAAUCAAUGGCUGAUGCAUUAAUGCUUGAUGCAAUCAUUAAAUAAAAUUGCAAACAGCCAAAAAUUGCCUAUAAACGGCUAGAACGUCAUCAGUUACGAUAUUAUAUUAUCACGGAAAAAUAUAUCUCAGUGUAAUAAAAGCAAAUCUUGAACGGAUUUUGAAGUUCGAUCUUAUAUGAUUUACUUUUAAAAGAGAACUGAACUAAUAGGAAGCCAUAGCCAAGUUGCCAAUAAUAUUCGCAUGGUAAUUAAUGUAAGAUCAAAUUGGUGAUUUAUUGAUUUAAAAACUAAGCAAACCAAUAUUACCCUCCUCUGCUAUGCAAAUAUCAGUAGAAUAGAAAUUUUGAGUAACGAAGAAAACUUGUUUGGAGCCUUGGUCAAUGUACCUAAUCAAAGUAGAUCGAGAAACGUCACUGUAGCAGCACAUGCCGUGAGGAGGAUUGAAAAUUAAGUAAAUGCACCAGGAUGAUUCGCCCAUUGUCAACUCUGAGGAUUUUAAUUUGUUAGUUAAUUUAGUUUCGCUGGCUUUCGUCGACCGGUUCGAAUAAUUAAAGCGACAAGGAAUGAUGCUUUCAUUUGGGAAAUCCAUUAGUUCAUUCAGUAUAAGAAAUUGCUAUAAACUCGAUCUUGAAACAUAUUACUGUCCAAAACCAAGGAUAUCCGUUUUUCCCUAUAUAUGAUUAUUUUUAUUGAACAAAUGUUUUUGACAAACUUGCUCGUUACGUUGAGUAUUUUAUUUAUUGUUCCUUAUGUAAUGAAUACCUUUUUCUGUUCUAGUUUUUAUCGUUUUAUAAAUAAACAAAUCGAUAAAGUGUCCAAGGAUAACGGUAUUAGCAGAGAAUUAAAUGAAAUGUAGCUAGCAUAUUGGUAUUUUGUGCAUGAGGAAGAUUAUAGUUUGUCACGUACUUAACCUCAACAAAAUGUUUGGUCUUUUUAGAAAUAUGCAAAAGUAGAAAAUAAAACAAGUUAACUGACAUGCAAAAACUAAAUAAUUUUAAAAAAUUUCGUAUUUUAUUUGUAGCUGUUUUGUCUUUUCUUCUUGGUAGUAUGUUGACCAUUAACUUGACUCCAAUAGAAAGGACUUGCAGAGUAAAGGAUACAGAUAGAGAACACAAUAUUAUGAAGAAUUCUAAACUCAAAAGCCCUGAAUUAAUAAUACUAAUCCUCUCUGCACCAAAAAAUCUCAACAAAAGGAAUAGCAUUCGCAGUACAUGGAUUACUUUAGGAUCUCAAUUUGGAAAAAUCAACCCAAUUGGUUAUACAUUUAAACACUACUUUGUGAUUGGCAACUUUAAUACUAAUGAUGAUAUUUCAUCAGAACUUUAUAAUGAACAGAACAAGUUCAGCGAUAUUUUGUUAUUGCCAGUAUAUGAUAAUUACAAAAACUUAACCUUGAAAGUUCUAAAAAGUUUCCAAUGGUUAAGUGAGCAACACGACUAUGGACUAGACUUCAAAUAUGCUCUAAAAUGCGAUGACGACAGUUUUAUAAAUUUAAAUUCUGUCUUAAUAGAAAUUCAUAAAAUGGAAAAUAUGCUAUUUAAUUCAAAUUUAUAUUUCCCAUUAAAUUUGUCUCCGGAGAAGCUCAACCAUUUCAUUACAACUAGCGUUCAAUCAAAUGGUGAUUUACCAGUAGAAAAUUUAAGUAUAUUUUGGGGGUACUUUAAUGGAAAUGCAAAAAUUCAAACAAGGGGCAAAUGGAAAGAGCCUGACUGGAAAAUUUGUGAUAGAUAUGUCCCAUAUGCUUUAGGCGGUGGUUACAUUAUGAGUAAAAAAUUAGUUCUUUUUAUUGGGAGAAAUGCUGCGGAUUUAAGAAUGUUUAAGUCAGAAGACAUUAGUGUUGGACUGUGGUUGUCUUCAGUGAACAACAUAAUCAGAAUACAUGAUAUCCGCUUUGAUACGGAGUGGAUAAGUAGGGGCUGUAAAAAUUAUCAUUUAAUUAGUCAUGGUGUGUCCACUGUAGAAAUGAGGGUCAGGUAUGAAAAUCUUCUGGCAAAUAAACAAUUGUGUACAGAAGAAAGCAUUAAAAGAGAUUUUUAUUUAUAUAACUGGUCCUUGCCACCAAGUCAGUGUUGCCAAGCAUCAUAAAACUUUACUAAAUGUGUAU